Molecule: messenger RNA, 1726 nt
Organism: Hyalella azteca
Lineage: Eukaryota; Metazoa; Arthropoda; Malacostraca; Amphipoda; Hyalellidae
Product: failed axon connections homolog
Exons: 10
Coding region: 1-1533 (510 amino acids)
Cellular component (GO): cytoplasm
Source: RefSeq, a predicted model, not a curated record
AUGAACAGCCUCCUGCCAGAGACGUUCAAGUGUCCGAAAAAGCGCAAGAGAGACGAGAGAGAAGGAGGAAGAGGGCCCUUGCAGAAGGUCGACGCAUGCGUCGGCCAAAAGGCACCAUUUCUCAAUUCGCCGGAGAACGUAGAAGGCGAUGCAUCGGAAGACUAUCCUGCGAGUGCUGUAUCUGGGCCGUGUGCUGUAAACCCUAUGAAGGCAAUGUUCAAGCGCACGCCGAUAAGUCUAUCUGAUUAUGUUGAUUUACAGCCUGCAAGCCAGGCCUUGAGCGAGGCAUUGUUGCCGUUGUCUAUUGUUAACGUUAUUGUUGACGGCCUUGGCAGGGGUAGUGUUCUAAAGGAUCAGACUAAUAGGAUUCUCUCAGGACUAGUAAAGCCUGGACAUGAUGGAGCAGCAACGAGCAGCACUGCUAGAUCCAGUGCAGAGAUAGACUUGUCGACUUGCCCCCCGUCUCAACCAGAACCACAACCUCUGCAGCCUCAACAGUCUGAAGAUGAAGAUCUGGAGGAAUACGAUAGGUUCAGGUACAAGCACCUUCGCAAGGGCGAAAAGCCUAAGUUGCAGGAUCUCAGCGAUGAAGCCGUGGAGUCUGCUUACGAAUGUGCUCGAGUCCACGAGGAGCUCGUGUGGCUAAAUGAUAUUCCAACAAUGGGAAAGGCUGUCGCGAAAAUCACUCCUCCAGAGAAGGUGAAGGAAUUACGUCUAAAAUUCACAAAAGGUGCGUAUCAAGUUGCCAGUGUUUACAUUAUCACAGUUUGCAUCUUCGGCGUUGGCGAAGAAAGGGCGGUCUGGGAGUCGCAGGGCCCCAAUGUUGUGGUACACCACACGAUCCUGCCUGGCGAAGUCUGCCCCAGCCUCACGCCGUUCGCUGUGAAGCUCGAGUCUUUCUUCAGACUCGCAAAAAUUGACUACAAGAAUGACUAUGAGGAGCCCAUGGGCCCCAAGAACAAAGUUCCGUGGAUCACCAUCAACGGGGAAGAUAUUUCGGACUCUGAGAUCAUUAUUGACAGGUUGCAACAAAUGUUCAACAUACAUCCGGACGCCAGCGUGCCUCUUGAAGAGAACGCCGUUGCGACUGCCAUGAGGAUCAUGAUGGAGGAGCACUUUUACUGGGGUCUGGUCUCAUGGCGAUACGAUGAAGAUGCGAUGAACGGUCUGUUCAAAGUAUUCAAACUGCCGCUAUUGCAGCGACAUCUGAUCAAAUCAUACCGAGGUAGAGUGCAACGAAUGCUCUACAAUCAAGGCACUGGACGGCACUCGUUUGAAGAGGUGCACUCGUUCAUGAAGAAAGAUCUGGAGGCGCUAUCUGUAUACAUCGGAGAUAAAAAGUUCUUCCAUGGCGAUGACAUUCACGUGGUGGACUGCGCCAUUUUUGGAGCUCUCACUCAGAUCGUCUACAACAGUCCCGGCAGUCCCUACACAAGAUUACUUAAAGAUAAAUACUCCAACCUUCUGGCCUACACGGAGCGCGUCAAGCAGCGUCUCUGGCCGGACUGGGACGAAUAUCUUGUAAAGAAAUGAAGUCUUGUUCAUAUUUACAGCAAAAUAAGAGGGGUAAUCGAGAUAAAUUGUAUGAUUUGAAGUUCAUUUGGUGAACACAAGUCAAUGAAGGCGAGCUAUAGAUCCUGAUCCCCGCAGUUUUUUCUACAAUAACAAGCCAAAUUUUUAUUUCCUAAAGUAGUUUUGAUCGAAUAAUAAAUGACAACAUAUAAAC